This is a messenger RNA of Tarenaya hassleriana, 1326 nucleotides long. RefSeq lists its product as uncharacterized. The coding region runs from base 1 to 1326 and encodes 441 amino acids. The transcript has 4 exons. Lineage: Eukaryota; Viridiplantae; Streptophyta; Magnoliopsida; Brassicales; Cleomaceae. Gene Ontology annotation, molecular function: zinc ion binding; nucleic acid binding. The record is from RefSeq and is a predicted model, not a curated record.
AUGCCCCCGCCACUUCCACCGCCUGCUGCUCCACCUGCGGCAAGGCCGGAGGGAGCCUUGGGCACUCCGAAGUUUGAGGGUUCUCUUAGCCCGGAGGCAGCUGAAGACUGGAUCAUCAAGAUCACUCACCAUUUCAACUACAUCUGGUUAGAGAGCCAUCAUUUGGCUGACGCGGCUCGCCACUGGUGGGAGGAAGUUGUACGUGAGGCUCCCGUAGGACACCAAUUCUCGUGGGAAGAGUUCCGGGCAGAGUUUGAGCAGAAGUACUAUCGGAGGCAAGAUCAGGGCCACCGUAUUGUGGAAUUCCUUCAUCUUGAACAGGGUAACCUGACUGUUCGAGAGAGGAGAAUCGAGUGCCAUGAGUACCCUACGUUGAGUCAGUACAUCAACCAACUCGACAAGGUGGAACGGAGUGAGAAAGAGAAGAUGGACGCCAAGAUACAUGACCGUGGUCCAUACAGGAGGCCAUGCGCUAAGUGUGGUCGAGACCAUACUGGACCUUGUGGCUACACCAUGACAUGCUACCGUUGCGGUCAACCGGGGCAUUUUGCUGCUAGAUGCACUACGAACAUAGCUCCUCAAGCCAACAACAAGCCACCGCGCCCAGCACAGAAGAGAUCGGAUAUUGCUCCGAGAGUUUAUGCUCUCACAGCUGAGGAAGAUGCUCAGGAGGAGUCAUACACAGUGGAGGAGCCGUUUGAUGCAGAGCCGUUGACUACCUACGAGGCUACUGAUAAAGAUUAUAUGGAGGAGGCUGACGUUGCCGCUAUCACACGUACCAUUUGCAUACAUGAUGUUGCAUGCAUCACUUUGUUUGACACAGGAGCUACACAUAGCUUCUUGAGUGAGAAAAAGGCAGGAGAGUUGUCAAUCAUGGAGAUCGAUACGACUACACAUUUUAUGGUGUGUACAACUCCGCGACAGACUCUUCCAGUACCGGAGAUUUUACAUUGCAUGCCCUUUACUAUAUGUGGGAGCAUGUUGACUGCAGAUCUUAUCGUCGUACCUAUAUGGGGUUACGACUUAAUAUUGGGAAUGGAUUGGUUGUCGAAGCAUCAAGCCCAGAUUGCCUGCCGCCAACAAACUAUUUGGUUCACUGAAGAGAGCGGAGGAUUUGAGUUCAUUGGAAACCGGUCACAAAAAGUGUAUCCAAUUAUAUCAGCUCUGAAGGCUAACAGGAUGAUCGAGAAAGAGAAUGAAGCCUUCCUAGUUGUAAUCACAGAACCGGAAAAGCAGAAGCAAAGCUGGAAGACACUGUUGUGGUUCGGGAAUUCCCCGAUGUGUUUCCUAAUGAAAUACCUAGACUACCACCAGAACGGGAGGUAG